Messenger RNA from Medicago truncatula (barrel medic), 2027 nucleotides. RefSeq names its product heat shock cognate 70 kDa protein. The record is from RefSeq and is a predicted model, not a curated record. NCBI's taxonomy places the organism in Eukaryota, Viridiplantae, Streptophyta, Magnoliopsida, Fabales, Fabaceae. The coding region runs from base 3 to 1859 and encodes 618 amino acids. The transcript is spliced from 2 exons. Gene Ontology annotation, molecular function: ATP binding; ATP-dependent protein folding chaperone.
UUAUGGCAAAAAAACAUGAAGGACGUGCAGUGGGAAUAGACCUUGGAACAACUUAUUCAUGUGUUGCUGUGUGGAUGGACCGUCACAACAGAGCAGAGAUCAUACACAAUGACCAGGGAAACAGAACAACACCUUCUUUUGUUGCUUUCACUCAUGAUCAAAGGUUGAUCGGUGAUGCUGCUAAGAAUCAAGUUGCCGCUAACCCACAAAACACCAUCUUUGAUGCUAAAAGGUUAAUCGGUAGGAAGUUUAGUGAUCCUGUUGUUCAAAAUGAUAUCAUCUUGUGGCCAUUCAAGGUCAUUGCCGGAGUGAAUGACAAACCAAUGAUUACUCUUCAGUAUAAGGGUCAAGAGAGCCAAUUUUGUGCUGAGGAAAUAUCAUCUAUGAUCCUUACAAAGAUGCGAGAAGUUGCUGAGGCAUUUAUGGAGUCGCCUGUCAAGAAUGCUGUUGUUACUGUGCCAGCUUACUUCAAUGAUUCGCAGCGAAAAGCCACCAUAGAUGCUGGUGCCAUCGCUGGCCUUAAUGUCAUUCGAAUUAUCAAUGAACCUACUGCUGCAGCUAUUGCAUAUGGUCUUGACAAGAGAAGUGAUUGUGAUGGUAAACGGAAUAUUUUUGUCUUUGACCUUGGCGGUGGUACUUUUGAUGUGUCUAUCCUUACAAUUAAGGGUGAUGUUUUUGAGGUAAAAGCCACUGCCGGAAACACUCACCUUGGGGGAGAGGACUUUGAUAACAGAACGGUGAACUACUUUGUAGAGGAGUUUCAAAAGAAGAAUAAGGUGGACAUAAGUGGGAACUCAAGAGCCUUGAGGAGGUUGAGAACUGCAUGUGAGAGGGCAAAGAGGACACUCUCUUUUGCUUUUGUCACCACUGUUGAGGUAGAUUCUUUAUUUCAGGGAAUUGACUUUUCUUCAUCAAUCACCCGUGCCAAGUUUGAGGAAAUUAAUAUGGAUCUUUUCAAUGAGUGUAUGAAAACUGUUGAGAAUUGUCUUCGUGAUUCAAAGAUGCACAUUGGUGAUAUUGAUGACGUUGUUCUUGUGGGUGGCUCAUCUAGGAUUCCCAAAGUGCAGGAUCUAUUGCAAGACUUUUUCAAGGGCAAGGAUUUAUGCAAAAGUAUCAACCCGGAUGAAGCUGUUGCUUACGGUGCAGCUGUUCAAGCUGCUAUUUUGAGUGAAGGCUUUAAGAAUGUCCCAGAUUUGGUGUUGAGAGAUGUUACCCCAUUGUCGCUUGGUAUCUUAGCCGAUGUUGAUCAUGUCAUGAGUGUUGUGAUUCCUAGGAACACUUCCAUACCUGUGGCAAAGAUAAAACGAUUUUUUACCGCUAAAGAUAACCAAUGCAAAGUCUCAAUUAAUGUUUAUGAGGGUGAGAGAGCAAGAGCUGCUGACAAUAAUCUGCUCGGUUUUUUCAGCCUUUCUUGCGUUCCAGGUGCUCCUCGGGGCCAACCCUUAGAUGUAUGUUUUGACCUCGAUGAAAAUGGUAUCCUAACUGUUUCUGCUAAGGAAGUAUCUACAGGAAAUACAAACAAGAUCACCAUAACCAAUGAAAAAGAAAGAUUGUCAACCUUGGAAAUUAAAAAAAUGAUUGAAGAAGCUGAGAGAUACCACGUGGAAGAUAAGAAAUUUUUACAAAAGGCCAAGGUAAUGAAUGCAUUGGAUUAUUGUGUUUACAAUAUGAAGAAUGCUUUAAAGAAAGAUGUGAAUUUAAAGCUCUCCUCUCAAGAAAUUGAGAAGAUCAACAAUGCAAUUACUGUGGCCACAAGUUUGCUUGAUAAGAAUAACAAACAAAAUGAAACAGAUGUUCUUGAGUUUCAUCUGAAGGAGAUGGAGAGCAUGUUGAAGUACGUUAUAGCCAAGACUGGCUAGUUUUAUUUUUCUUUAUUAAAUCUCAAGUGAUGUCUUGCUUUUGUAAGUGCUCAAACCUUUAGGUUGAUUGUCAUUAUCUAGUAGUAUUCAAGUUGAUGAUGAUGUUGGGAUUGAACCUGUUACUUAAACUGUUUCGGUUUAAUUUUGUGACUUGUUUUCUAGUUUUAA